GUUAAUUGUACCCUUGACACAGAAUGGGAUUUAUUAGGCGCUGGUUUUGAUGAUCAAUUUUCUGGUUUUCGUUUCUGAAUUUUGAUGACGGAUAAUUGCAAACACGUCCUCAAAGUAAAGACAAGCAUCCAGUUAGGAAUACUCUCCCCCGAACACUGGCAUUGUAGCAGUUGCCAAACAACAGAAAGUGUUUGGGCCUGUCUGUCAUGCAGCAACUUUGCAUGUGGUCGUUAUAUUUCUGAGCAUGCGUUGCAACACUUUCGACAAACAAAUCAUCCUCUGUGUAUAGAUGUGAAUGAAAAAUUUGUAUACUGUUAUAUAUGUGAUGACUUUGUUCUCAAUGAUAACGCGCCGGGUGAUAUUAAACUUCUCCGCAUGGCUUUGGAUGCAGUCACUACUCAAGAUUUCGGCCAGCUUCUCAAACAAAAAAGAGGCAGACGAAUUCUUAGGUUCCGUGGUAAAAACGCUGAAAAGAACGGUUUACGUCUGUUAAAGGCAGAUGAUAUACAAGCUGCAGUUGUCCGAAACAGAAUUUCUUGUCUUUCAUGGGCAUUACAUCUUUGGUGGUCAAGGUAUGCUGAGUCGAGGCUUAACACAGUUAACCUCAAGAAAAAGACAAAAAGCAGAAAGAUACCUCUGACACUAACUCCUGCAUUUACAGGUUUGCGCAACUUGGGAAACACCUGUUACAUGAAUUCGAUAUUGCAGAUUUUACGUCACACUGCUCCUUUCGCUAAUUAUAUCAUGAACCAUACGUUAAGUGAAAUUAAUUCUCAUUCAAGGAAACGCCGCAGCCACCUUGAUGAUUCAUCGAUUGCAGACCCAGUGUGUCCUGUCAAGCGACAAGCAAUUACAUCACUAUUUUCGAAAAAUCAAGUGAUAAUAACUCACAGCUAUGAAAAUUUAUGGAGUUCACUACCUACCGAAACACCCUCAUGUUCUCCAAAUACAGAAAAUAGUUUUGGUCCUUCUUGUGAGCCCAACUUAGUUUCUGUAAAAAAGAAUAUCAUUCCUAAGUGCAAAUCCUUUGGUGGUUUAAAUGGCGGCCAGUGUCAGAAGUUUAUGUAUGACUGUUAUCAGCAAUCACCUUCCUCAUCGCUAGUUAAUCCGCAAGUAUCAUCAAUACCUUCUCUUUAUGAUGAAAUGCAUAAUUUAUUUAAGCUAUUAUGGUCAGGUCAAAGGUCUAUUGUCAGUCCAAGUAACCUCUUAAGUGUUGUUUGGGCCACCCUUCCAACGUUUAAAGGAUAUAAGCAACAAGAUGCCCAGGAAUUUUUGAGUUUGUUGCUUGACCGUUUACAAGCAGAACUACAUAGUGUUCCAAUGUCUGUCUCUGUCAGUGGUUGUGAUUUUAUCACCCGCGCUUUCCGUGGAUAUUCCGUGAGUCAUAUACAAUGCUCUACUUGUCAUGUAACCGCUUGUACUGAAGAGCCGAUUUAUGAACUUAGUCUUUCACUACCCACCAAAUGCCAUUCCGAUGAGUCGUGUACAUUUGAUAUUGUAGAUUUGCUUCGUCAGUUUGUUAGCCCCUCUCCGAUUGAUGGAGCCAGUUAUGCCUGUGUUAAGUGCAAUCAGUGUGCAGAAAUAAAUAAAGAAGAAACAGAUUUCACGGGACCGGCACUCAAUCAGUGCAGUUAUGAUUCAAAUGAUCAUUUAGGCAAUUUGUCUUAUCCUGUGAAUAAACUUAUAUCUGUCGCUCUGUCCAGGCUCGCAUCUCCAUCUUGUAGUCCUCAGUUAUCUUACCCUGAUUUCAGUACAUCAUGCGAGUUAACUGAAACUUUUUCCCUGUCAGAAAGUCCAUUAUCCGCCACUUCAAGUGUAACUGGCCUUGAAGAACAAUACACUAAUCCACCGAUUGAAGGAUCAUUCCAAAUUACUCAGCCAUCCGUUGUUCAAUCUGGUCUUGAAGAACAAUACACUAAUCCACCGAUUGAAAGAUCAUUCAAAAUUACUCAGCCAUCCGUUGUUCAAUCUGCAAUCAUCAAUUCACCUAAGAAUUCUCCAACUCCUCUUCCUAAGAACUCAUUAUUAACUCAUGCAACCCAAACAAUUCGCCUUUCUAAACUCCCACGAGUUUUGCGGUUACAUAUUAAACGCUUCCGUUGGGUUGGUAGACAAAGAGAAAAACUAACAUGUCAUGUAUCAUUUCCUCUUAUCUUGAAUAUGAGUGAAUUUGUGUUAAAUGAUGUAGACAGAGCAGAAUGUCAUCAGCCUCAUUUACACCAGACAAAAUCUGAUCAUAUAGAUGAACCUAAUGCCUCUAUCGAUAACUUAAACUGUCAUCAGUCGUCCAUAUUCACUUUGCCAAAAGAGUUUGAGAAAAGUUCACUUAAGUAUCUUUAUCACUUGACCGGUGUUGUCGUGCAUCAUGGGCGAGGGUUUCAAUCUGGUCAUUAUACCUCUUACUGUUUGAAUGAUAAUCCAGAGUGUUGGUUGCAUUGCAAUGAUGCUAAUGUAUCUUUAUGCGAUUUCUCAGAAGUAGCAUCAGCUCAGGCCUAUAUUCUAUUUUAUUCAGAGCUUAUGCCACGAACACCCUUUCCAAACUGGUAUAAAGAUUCCAUAGCUUCUGUUAGUCCCUACAGCACAACGCCUUGUUCUGUUUCAGAACCCGAAUCAUUAAAAAAUCAGUCUAACAGUCCAUCAUGUUCUAACAAUCAUGAAAGUACUUGUAAAAAUUACCAAGACAAUUCUGUAUUACAGGAAAAAGAAUCAAAAACAUAUUCAACCAGAAGUUAAAAUGUAGUUAUAACCCAAGUAAUUCCUUUUUUUAAUGCAUUUAUAUUUGAUGUGUAUAUCGCAUUCAAAAGUUCGUUGUAAAAUUGGAAUCAUUAUUUUCUUUUAGUCAUUUGCCUCUAUACUAAUCAUCCAUAUGGAUUAGUAUUAUUGAAAAUUUUAAUACAUCUAGUCCCUUGUAAAACACUGCAUUUCUUUUUCCUAUAUGUAUUUUAAUUUUGUAAACCAAUUAUCUUCUUAUAGAGGCUUUUUUGCGCCUGAUUCCAGUCUAUUGUUGUGUUUUCUAAUGUGUGACCUGUAUGUAUAACACAUUCAGUUUUUAUAUACAUAAUUAUGACAUAUAUUUAAUUUUCUUUGUUAAUGAUGAGUGUUUUUUAUUUAUUAUUUAUACAGUUAUUGUUGUUAUCUAACCAACUUUUGUGUGAUAUGAUCACCGAGUUUUUCGUGUGUGCAAUAAUUAAAAAAAAAGAUAUAUUCUUAAUAAAAUUAUAUCUCCUACUAAAUUACAGUAUCAUUGAUAAUAGAUGUUUUUUUUGGGGGGGGAAGGAAGAAAAUUCAACACCAAUUGUUUGCUACUCUUUUUAUGAUUAUGUUUCAGUUGUUGUUAUUACCUAUAGUAUGUUGUCGUUUACAUUCAUUCAAUUUCUAACACAUUCCCUUCUUAUAAUUAAUUUUCUUUUGUUUUGGUCGAAAUUAACUUUCCUAUUGUAUUUAUGUGUAUAUAACUGCUUCACUGGUUCUAGUUUGACUUUUGUCUAAAGUUGAUGGCAAAAUAAAGUCUAUAAAUUUCGAUAGUAAA
Molecule: messenger RNA, 3529 nt
Organism: Schistosoma bovis
Lineage: Eukaryota; Metazoa; Platyhelminthes; Trematoda; Strigeidida; Schistosomatidae
Source: the annotation of a GenBank genome assembly